AUGGCAACCAUAUCACGAAAUCUACGGUUCCAAUGGCUGAAACGCACAACCAGAGUCGCCACACGUAGGCGCGCCAGCACUCUCGCCGAAAUCCAAAACGGACUCCCCAAACGCCUCAUAGCACCAACAUGGGACGACCUCUUCCCUCAGAAUUCCUAUCGGCUCCAAGUCACUCUCGCAGACCACUUGCCUGAAAUUUCGGCGCCAGCUCCGCCGCAGAUCUUACCGCCGCCUAGUUCGAAUCGACAGCUACCCAUUGGCCAUCAUCUCGUCUAUUUCGAACAAUCACGUCGUGGAAGUUCCAUGCUCCCCGAUGGAACGAAUCCCGAUCAGAGUCCCGGGAAACCCUUCGUGCGGAGGAUGUGGGCUGGUGGGCGGGUGCGGUAUUCACAACAUAACCCUCUACAACUUGACGGGGGAAGAGGUGUGGGGUGCGAGUUUAUCAGGAAUGUGGAUGUGAGGGGGAAAGAGGGAGCGGAGAGGAUCUUCGUCCGAGUGGAAAGACGUCUCGCGAAAGCUACCCCGGACGAAGUGCAAAGAUUGGAAGCGGCGAGUGAAGAUGAAAGCGGUUCGCUGAAAAAGGAACUGGAACACAGAGUCCGACAGAGAUUAUGGAGGAAUGAAGAGGAAGAUUUCGGGCAAUGUUCGAUUCUGGAAACUCGGAAUCUCGUCUUCAUGAAAGAACGCAGUCCGGAGGAAGCUAGCCAGGAAGCCAAAAGAGCAAAGGAGAAAAUCCUCAAACCUCAACAUUCGCCCGACUACACCCACGUCGUUGUCCCGGACGCCAAACUCCUGUUCCGCUUCUCGGCCCUCACGUUCAACGCCCAUUCCAUCCACCUGGACCGCCAUUUCGCGCAAAACGUCGAAGGGCACGCCAAUCUCCUCCUCCACGGUCCGUUGUCGUACACGUUUCUCGUGACGCUUCUGCAACAACAGCUCUCCCAGCGAGGCAACGAAGUGAUCAAGACUAUCGAAUAUCGAAAUUUGGCGCCCCUGUAUUGUGAUGAGCCGGUUACGUUUGGGGGGAAACAGGUUGGGGAGAGGAAAUGGGAUGUCUGGGCGCAAGGGCCUGAGGGUGGGGUUGCGGUUAAAGGGAGUGUCGUGACGGAGACGGGCAGUAUUGAUCGAGCGAAUUUGGGGCAAUGA
Lecanosticta acicola is the source of this 1146-nucleotide messenger RNA. The record is from the annotation of a GenBank genome assembly. Lineage: Eukaryota; Fungi; Ascomycota; Dothideomycetes; Mycosphaerellales; Mycosphaerellaceae.